CCAGAAACCGCUUUCUGCUCGCAGCGUUUACAUGAGUCAGGGUGUGAGCCUGCCUGCGACGAGCGUUUUUGUGCCUUUGCCGCAUCACACGUUCCUCCACUCGCAUGUAAACGGAACAGGCGUGUGCGUUUUAUUUGUACUCGCUUUUCCCCCCACAGAAAAAAAAAAGGACUCUCACAAAAGCAACGUGAACUUGGUUGCAACAUCAACUGCUGUAGAUCGGAGAAGGUCUUCUGCGUGGAUUAGGUCGCAUCUGCCCAGCAGCUUCGCUGGGUAAGAUCAUGCACUGUGAAGACAUGAGCAGACUAAGGAGGAUGUGAAGAUGUCCCAGACUACUGCUAAAACAUGGUGCCUUAGGCUUCUCCCAAUUCUCGUGCUCUUCAUCUCCGUUGUCACAUACUACUACUCCUACAUCGUACUCCGGAGGUAUGGCAGUUCCAGUAAGAUUCUGAGCAGUAGCAAGUCGCUGUGUGGAGGCUGGCUAACUCAAAAAAAGUGGGAGAGCCUUAACUUUAACAUCAGCAGACAGACGCAACUUUUUCUGAAAAUGAAGGAUUUCUUCUGGCAGGAGCAUAUGUCCAAGCUGCCUUUACCUUACGGCAUUAAAGGCAGUGAGUUGCUGCUACUCAAAGUUCUUGCUAUUUCUUCCAAUUACCAUGUGCCAGCCAAAAUUGAAAACCUUGAGUGCAGAACCUGUGCAGUUAUUGGCAAUGGAUUUGUCAUUAAAAACAGCUCCUUGGGAAGCAUCAUCAAUAAAUAUGAUGUUGUCAUUAGGUUGAAUGAUGCUCCUGUAAGAGGCUAUGAGGAGGAUGUAGGAAACAAGACCACCAUGAGGUUCUUCUACCCUGAGUCCGCCUCCUACAACCCUGCGCUGCAUAACGACCCGGACACACUCAUGGUCCUAGUGCCUUUCAAACAACAAGACCUACGCUGGCUCAAAGAGAUAAUCUAUAAUGAAAAAAGGGUUAGGAAAGGUUUCUGGAAACCCCCUCCCCAAAUCUGGUUGGGUGAUGUAAGCAAAAUCCGAGUGCUGGACCCCCAUUUUCUGCACCAGACGGCAGAUAAACUUCUCAAGAUUCUUUUUCAAAAGGGAAAACAGAUUUCUGUUCACCCUACUACUGGCAUCCUUGCUGUCUAUGUUGCACUCAACUACUGUGAUGUGGUCCACAUCGCUGGAUUUGGAUAUCCCAGUUCAAAUAAUCCGCGGCAACCCAUCCACUACUAUGGAUACGACACUAUGAAAUCCAUGAAGAAUUCCUACCAUGAUCUCAACCAUGAAGCCAAAGCCUUAAAAAAGCUGGAGGAUUCGGGAGCCAUUCUUUACUUACACCCACAUUUAUAACACUUUUCCCAUUUUUGAUAACAUUUAUCACAAAUAUAGAUCUUUGGAUCUUAAUUUGACAAAGUGCCUUUUGGGAAUCUUGAGUUUGCACUCUAAAUCUCUCUAUGAUAUUUUGCCUAUUAAAGGUUUCACUCAGGCUCUGUAUUUUGCAUAUUUUUUAACUUGCAUGACAAUCUUUAACUCUGGAAACAACUUAAUUGUGUGGGAGUCCUUUGUAUCAGAAGGUACACCGUUGAUCUGUUACAUUGUUCUCAGUUCUUGCAGUGGACUGGAUUAGUUCAGGCCGUAUUGUUAGGAACGACCUUUACAAACCUCAUCUGAGGAUUUGUUAUAUUCAUGGUCUGGUCCUAGUCUCACUGUAAAGUUUAAAACUGUGUGAAUCUGUGAUUUCAUCUUCUGAGAACAAAAAUGAGUAUUUCAGUGCAACUGUGUGUUUGGGGUAUAUGGGGAUUCACAUUCAGUUACUUCUUUUGGUUAAACUGCUCACACUUGACAAAAUUAACGUCACUUCUCUUUCCCGUUAUUUCAAUGAGUAAUACCAGCUGCAGUUGGCUUCUUUGUCAUGUGGUGAUUUAUUGUAAUUUAUUUAGUUCAGAGAAAAAGGCUCCACUGGAUUUUUUUUUCUUUGGUAUGUACAAAUUUUGUGCAUUUGCAAAUAAAAGCAUGGUUGAAUGAAAU
This is a messenger RNA of Xiphophorus hellerii (green swordtail), 2020 nucleotides long. RefSeq names its product ST3 beta-galactoside alpha-2,3-sialyltransferase 4 (gene st3gal4). The transcript is spliced from 11 exons. The record is from RefSeq and is a predicted model, not a curated record. Bases 323 to 1342 code for a protein of 339 amino acids. Lineage: Eukaryota; Metazoa; Chordata; Actinopteri; Cyprinodontiformes; Poeciliidae. Gene Ontology annotation, molecular function: sialyltransferase activity. Gene Ontology annotation, biological process: glycolipid biosynthetic process.